AUGCAAGAGAUUCUUGAUUAGUUUCUAGAACUAUUGAAAUAGACAGAUGAAGGAAUCAAGAAUAAAAUUAGAGCUCAAAGUGAGAUUAAUGUUGAUUUUCAAGUUUCCAACCCUAAGUGGGAUGAUGCUUCUGUCAAAUUGUUAAAGUUGCUAAUUUAGACUUAUUGUAUUGAUUAAUAGAUUAGUCACUAUUAAGUCACUGACAAUGUUUGGAGUCUUAUCUCUUAAUUAGUGAAAAAAUCUAUAAUUGAUUGCAAAUUAUAAUUCGGAAAGAGGAAAAAAUUAAAAGUAUUCUAAUAUUAAUGGUCAAAAAAAGAGGAUGAAGCUUUAAAAGAGAUUUGUUUUUCUUAGUAAGCUUAAAAUAAACCAUACAAAUGGAGUGAUAUAGCAAAAGAAUUAGCAUAAAAACUAAAUUAAUAAAAUGUGAAAAUGAUGAAAAUGGUUAGAGACAGAUGGUUAAAUAGAUUAAAUCCAAAUAUUCAAAAAGGUCCUUGGGAAAAAAAUGAAGAAUAUGAAUUAUGUAAACAGCUAUUAAAGCAUGGAAAGAAUUGGAUGAGUAUAGCAAUAGAGAUGAAAAAUUAAAGAACAGAAAGUUCAAUAAAGAAUAGGUAUUUUAAUAUACUGAAAAAAUUGGAGAAAUAGGAAGUUCCAAUAUUAAGUAAAGCAGAAAUAAAUAGAGAGUUGGGAAAAUUAUAGUUAAAUUAAAUUGAAAAAUUAGAAUAAUUUGGAUAAUAGGAAAUUAGUUUCCUUUUAUAUUAAUUAAGUAGUUUGGAACCAAAAAUAGUAAAAAAUAAAUAAGAAUAUGAGUCUGAAAAUAAGGUUCAAAAAAAGAAUAAUGGAAAUAAUUAGAAUAAUUGUUCUAAAAAGUUAUUAAAAGCAGCUGAAAAAGAUUAGAAAUUGCAUGCAAAUAAUAUCGUUAAAAAAGUUCUUUAAAAAUAUCAGCAAGAUGAAAAUCUAGAUUAUAAUAAAAUGAAAGAUCAUUAUUAAGAUAUGGUAGCUUAAAAAGGAGAUACUGUAGAAUUAGAUGAAGAACCUAUCAGUGAUUCUGAUAACCUUUCAGAAGUAUAAUUUGCUGUGAUGGGAAAAGAUUCAUCUAAUUUGCGCUUAUUUCCUAAAUCUUAACUAAAAGCUGUAAUCGAACUAAUGAAACAAAAAAAAGAACAGAAAAAGGAAGUGUAAUAAUCUUUAAAUAAGAUUUAAGCUCUUCCACCUCCUCUUCCAAAAUUAGAUUAAAAAUUACCAUAAACAUAAUAGUAAUAAUAAUCUUCAUAAUAACAGCAUCAACAGAAUCCUCAAUAGAUUUCACAAACUCCAUAAGCUUAAAUUCCUGUUUAAAUGCCUAUAGUCUAACCAAUAAUGCAACCUGUUGCUAUGCCAACACCAAUAAUACCAAUAUAACAUUAACCAUAAUCUUAAACAUUGUAGCUUUAGUAAUAAUAAUAAUAAUAAUAAUAAUAAUAAUAAUAAUAAUAGUAAUAAUAAUAAUAAUAAUAAUAAUAGUAAUAAUAAUAAUAAUAAUAAUAAUAAUAAUAAUAAUAAUAGUAAUAUUAUUAAUUAGUUUAUCCUUCAAAUUUUAUGUAUCCUUAAGUUUAGAUGGCUCCAAUGGCUCAAAUACCAAUAUUGCCAGGAUAAAUGAUGGGUUAAAUUCCAGGAUAAAUGGUAGGUCAAAUUCCAGGAUAAAUGGUUGGCCAGAUUCCUGGAUAGAUUGUUAGUUAGAUUCCAGGAUAAAUGGUUGGUUAACUUCCAGGUUAAAUGAUUAGUCAAAUUCCAGGAUAAAUGGGUUAAAUGGUAGGUUAAAUUCCAACUUAGGUAGUUUCUACUAUCCCAGGAUAAAUCCCAUAAAUUAUUUCUUCUCUACCACCUCAAAUGAUGUAAUAAAUUUAAGGUUAAAUUCCAUAAAUGGUUUAACCUGGAUAAAUGGCUGCUGUACAAAAUGGAUAAAUAUAAAUGCCUCAAAUUUAAUCUAUUCCUUAAAUUGCUUAAAUGCCUUUAUAAUCACUUCCUCUGGCAGCUACUUAACCUGUAGGAAUGCAAUAACAAUUUAUCCCAGUCUUGUAUUCAUUAUUUUAAACUAUUUAGAUAUGCUCCUUAACCAGUAUAUUAAUAAUCUUAGCAAUAAUAAGGACAAUAAAAUUAGCAAUAAAAAAAUAACCAAUAAUAGUAGCAAGUCCCAAUAAUGAAUUAUUAAAUUCCUAUGAUGCCUUAAUAUGGAGAUUAGUAUUUCCAAUUUAUGAAUAUGAAUUAAAAUAACUAGCUAAAAUAACCUAAAUUCUCAUAAGUUAAAUAGGAAAUGGAAGAACAAUAAUAAAAUCGUAAAUGA
Paramecium sonneborni is the source of this 2320-nucleotide messenger RNA. The record is from the annotation of a GenBank genome assembly. NCBI's taxonomy places the organism in Eukaryota, Ciliophora, Oligohymenophorea, Peniculida, Parameciidae.